This is a messenger RNA of Colletotrichum orchidophilum, 753 nucleotides long. RefSeq lists its product as uncharacterized. The transcript is spliced from 2 exons. The record is from RefSeq and is a predicted model, not a curated record. The annotation marks the transcript as partial. NCBI's taxonomy places the organism in Eukaryota, Fungi, Ascomycota, Sordariomycetes, Glomerellales, Glomerellaceae.
ACGAUCAACCUAGUCUUACGUGACGUGCUUAUAAUUAAGUUUGGGCCAGUGCAAGGUGAGGCUUUGCCACAUCAUCAUUUCGUUUGGGUCUGCGGGGGCUUGAGAGAUUGCAGUUCGAAAUACUCGGAUGAAGGUCCCCGCCUGGAUGUAAAAGCAGUUCGUCUGCCCAAGACAUUUCACGCUUGGAGUUUGGUUGCAAUCGGCGGCGUCCAAGUUGAGUUUACAGAUAAUUUAGCAAAUCAUCUUCUCCUUAUUGAAGAAGAGAAUGGAAUGAAGUUGUUGUUAUUUCAUCACGUUUCAUUCCUCCGAUGUCACAGAAGCUCAAUGUUUCCAGUCGGAUUCCUUGAGGAGACUCGGGAGACACUGCAAAUCCUCUUCCCUGAAUCAGAUUUUGGUGGUUUGGGUAUAACUCAACGUCGCCGCUGGUCUUGGUUUCAGAAGCUUCUGUCCAAACAGCCGUGCCCGCCCAUUGACUGGAGGCUUGGCGCCGACGGAACACUAUCUGCAGAAGCCCGGAGGAUUGAGAGGUUUAGCUUCUGGAGGAAUCGUCUGAUCGUCCUCAAGCAGGCAUACGAUGAUGCAACUCCUCGUACACUGUCUCAAUGGUGGCAUGAUCGCCGAAACAGGGUUUUUUUGGUGCACUUUCUGGUUGGCAAUCUUGCUUUUGGUACUCGGCGCGUUGGUGGGCAUUGUUCAGUGUGUGCAAAGCGGAUUGCAAGUUUCGAAACCGUGAAUCUCUCAAACUUGCGAUAA